This is a messenger RNA of Rhinichthys klamathensis goyatoka, 5567 nucleotides long. It is a transcript of the gene arhgap31, whose product is annotated as Rho GTPase activating protein 31. The record is from RefSeq and is a predicted model, not a curated record. NCBI's taxonomy places the organism in Eukaryota, Metazoa, Chordata, Actinopteri, Cypriniformes, Leuciscidae. The transcript is spliced from 12 exons. Gene Ontology annotation, biological process: small GTPase-mediated signal transduction. Gene Ontology annotation, molecular function: GTPase activator activity. Bases 360 to 4583 code for a protein of 1407 amino acids.
GGAAACUGUCUCCUCUGUAAAGCUUCUUGGUGGGACUGAAGCUUGUGUCGUAACUUUUCUCCUCAGACUCGACAGAAUCUCACCUCUCUCUGUUCAGGGCUGAAGGGAGGAGAGACCCUGAUGAUGAAGUGACGUUGGGCGUGAACCGCUCCAGAGUUCUUCGCCCACACCAGAUCUUUGGUGGCUUAGUCAAGAUGUGAGCGGAUGAUUUCUUUUGUUUGACACUGUGGACUUCCUGAUUUUGGGGUUUUCUUUUCUUUUUCAAGCGCAUUUCCCCCCCUUCCCAUCCCAUGCGUUGUGGGACCAAUGGUUGAUUUUAAGGUGUAUUUACUCUGAUCUGGAUACGUUACGGAAGCCUGAUGAAGAAUAAGGCUGCCAAGCUGAAGUCCAAAAGGAAAGGAACUGAAAAUGCGUUCGGCUGUGACUUGACUGAACAUCUGCAGAAUUCAGGACAAGACGUUCCUCACGUCCUGAAGACUUGUGCAGACUUCAUCGAGAAACAUGGGAUUGUGGAUGGGAUCUACAGACUCUCAGGAAUCACAUCUAACAUUCAAAGACUCAGACAGGAGUUUUGCUCUGAACUCUGUCCUGACCUCACUAAAGAAGUGUAUCUUCAGGAUAUCCACUGCGUUGGCUCUUUAUGUAAGCUGUACUUCAGAGAGCUUCCCAUCCCUCUCCUCACUUAUGAACUCUACAAGAAAUUUACAGCUGCAAUGUCAGUUAAAGAGGAGCAGGAGCAGCUCCGAAACAUCAGGAGUGCCAUACACGAACUUCCCGUUUCACACUUCAGAACUCUGGAAUACCUCACCAAACAUCUGGCACAUUUAGCUACCCUCAGUCACCAAACCAACAUGCAUGCUCGCAAUCUUGCCCUGGUGUGGGCUCCGAAUCUACUCCGCUCCAAGGAAGUGGAGGUGCCCUCCUGCAAUGGUGAUAUAGCGUUUCAGGAGGUGCGGAUCCAGCAGUCAGUUGUAGAGUUCAUUCUCAACCACACUCAGCAAAUCUUCAACCAGGACCUUCAGCCCUCCAAGUCCAGAGAAGGCCCUAGCAUGACCUGUGGGGAGAAGUACGCCACCUUGCCCGCCAGCACACAGUGCGGUCCCAUGAAGCUCAUGAGUCUUGAGGAAGCACAGGCUCGCUCUCUCAGUCCCAACCAUCCAGCAAUGAGAGAGAGGCAAAGAGAGAACAGCCUUCCAGAUACCAGCACUGCGGCAAUGUAUCAUACAGUAAUAGAUCUGUCUGACAGCAGAAGAAAAUUCUCAGGAAAAUCUAAGAAGUGGAAGUCCAUCUUCAGUCUCGGACGAUCGGUCAUCGACUCCAAAGGGAAACUGAGUCGCAAUGGGAGUGUCUUUAUGAGAGGCCAAAAUUCCUCAGAAAAAACUGCUAUACGGCCAUCCAAAAGCAUGGAUUCUCUCUGUUCUUUUCCAGCAGCAGAUGAGGACAAAGUACCAACAGAAGGAAGCAAUGGCAUCUUCGUCCCAGUUCUUAAAUCCCGGACCCUGGGCUCAGAUAUCGACUACAACCCGAACAAAAAAGAUCAAAAUUCGGACUUAGAUCCUCAUAAUGCUUCAGGAGGAUGUCUGAGUGAGAAAAGAGAAGGAGCAUCAAAUGCCUCUUCUUCAUCACCAUCUUUAUCCCCACUGCAGAAAACUCUUCCAGAACAGCUGAAAGUUUUCAAAGGUGACGACCGCGGCGGCUGCCAGCCCACAUCUCCUAAAAACCGUCGGAUGUUGUAUUCUGGAUCUGCCAAUAAUGGAUCAUCUAGACCGUCUUUUCCAGGCAGCCUGUUUCCGCUGGAGUCUUCACCGCGGCACCAGCGGAAGGCCCUCAACAUCUCGGAGCCGUUUGCAGUGUCUGUACCUUUACGCGUGUCUGCGGUUAUUAACUCUAACAGCACCCCCUGCAGGGCACCUGGCAAAGAACGGGACAAGGGUUUAGGGGGACUCUUUAAGCCUCCAAAGGAGGCCGGACCUCUGGAAGCCCAUCGGAGGGAAAGUAUUGGCACUGCUGGAUUCCCUGUCCACAUCAGUGGCAGCAGUGGGAACUUUACGUUCACAGACUGGGAGACUGGACUAGCCGCUCACACCAACAGUACUGGGUACCGAGAGCACCCGCUCAGUGACAGCAGUGGAGGCAGCGGAUGCAGUAUCUAUAGCAACAGCAGCUCUUUCCCCAUGGAGAAAGAGGAUCAGACAGGGGAAAGAGAUAUUACAGAUCCCAUCACUCUGGGGACAACAAAGAGAAAUGAUACAGAAGUGAGAGAGCUGAUAGCCAGUGUGGAGAAUUUUGAACCUCAGGUGUCAUCUGAGACUAAAGCAAUAGGGGAAGAACUGGAAACUACAUCAACACAACAAGAAAUAACAAAAUUGGACAAACUGGAAGUACUCAACGAGGUGUCAUCGUCUGACGUGCAUCAGAAAGUUUUAGUCACCGAGGCUAAAACAAAUAUGCUAGAUGAACAAGUGAAGUCCAGCUUCACCAAAAUGACUGGAAACGAGGACAGUCUCAAGCUAAGUGGUCAAACACGGAGAAGAAGUAGUUUGCCCACAAAUACUGCAUCAUCAAAGGGACUCUUUAUAGACCUUACCAAAAACGUAAUGUUUGAUCAUCCUGGUGCUACUACGUUUAAUUCUGUCAUGAAGCAUUUGCCUGAAAGAUUGUUGUCAUGUGAUGGUGGCUGGAAUUACUUGGAUAAUAAUGUUGACAGGACAGACCACAAGAGACUAGAGUCACAAAACAUAAUAACAACCAGUCUACAACUUUCCCCAUUUCUCCACCUAAAGGAAACAGAUAUUCUCCAAGAUGCAGAGCCAUGCAGUGAAGAGGAACUAAGAACAGAUCCUGUCGAGAAAGACAACACUUCCAAAAGUGACUUGAGAGAUCAUUCAAGCAGUUAUGUAAAAUCAGACAUUCAGACUGCUCUUCACUCUGACACAAAAGAAUCAUUAGUAACAAAGAAUAUUUGUGAAAAAGGAAAUAAGGAGGUUAUUGAUGAACCCAGGAAACUUGACUUAGCAGGAAGAAUCAAGGGAAGUUUAGAAAGACUCUCAACUUGUCUGAACGAACAGCAUUUCACAUUGGAAAUUUUGCACCAAGAUGACGUAGACACAUGGGGAGGUAAUUUGGAUCAGGUUGAACCAUGGGAAGACUUGUGUUCUGCCAAGCAGUGGGUGACAAGCCCUCUCCACUCCCCAACACUUGAGGAUCUCUUACCUAUGCCAAAAGAGACUAUGCCAUGUCAUGCAAUUCACAGCCAAAUUCUUGAUAAGCCAAAAGUGGACGAGUUGCCCAACAGCAAGAAGGAUGAAGCUAAAGAACCAACUGUGCUUAUUGACAUUACAUCAUCUCAAACAGAGGCUGCUCUAACAUCCUGUAAACUUGUAAACCCAACGGGAAACAAAAAUGCAGACACAGAUGUAGCUUGCUCUGCACAGGUAACAGCGCAUUUUGAUAACCGCAAGUGGAUGGGAGACAAAGAUGACAAACUUGAGGUUCCACAGGUCAAGAUAUUGAAGACAUUAACUGAUUCAGACGAGACCACUGAACUGCAAGACUUGAGCAAAGCAAAACAGAAGCGCUCUUCUCCCUCUCAGAGAUUUCACCGACAGACAUCCCACGAGUUCUGCAUUGUGGAGAGAAGUCAAGAAAACAUUAAACCUAAACUCAGGCCAUGCUCCCUAAACCUUGAUUUAGGACACCAAGGUUUCCGAGACAUCUCAAAUAGUCAGUAUCUGAAAGGUGCAAAGCAAUCAAUUGCACAGGAAUGGGUGACACAUGAAGCCAAGCAUGGAAGCACAUCUCUAGAGUUGGAGCUAUUCCUGAGUGGCUCCAAGGCACCUAUGCGACGCAACUCUGCACCAGUCAGCGUGUCAUCAGUUCGCACUGCAUUCAUGAUCAAAACCUGCCAAGCAAAAGCUGUUCCUGUUAUUCCACCAAAGGUUCAGUACAGCCACAUACCUCAUGCCCUACUUGAGGGGAGCACUGAUCAAGUCAGUAAGAGUACACCUGAAAAGAAACCUGCCAAGAGCAAGUUGGGAAAAGCAGGUUCUGCACUUCCCCUCCAGAAAGUCAAAGACCACAGGGAGGAGCUGCCAAGCAGUGAACCACCAUCAGGGGUUCAUAGACAGAAGCCCACGAACAAUGCGACAUGCAAUGAGAAUUUCAAACCAACAUCCAUUCCCGAUCUUCCAGUGUUGAGAAGGAAGCGAUCUGCAAAUGGGGACACCUUUAUGGAUCGUCCUAGACCUGAUCGCUCAACUCUUCUUCAGAGAUCGUCCUUUAGAAAUCGCCCAAGACCUCAAAGUCUCAUCCUGUUUAGCCCCCCUUUUCCAAUCAUGGACUACCCUCCGGUAGGGCAAGAUGGUAAACUAGUCCUGUCUCCCAUUAAAGCUGAAGCCUCACCGUUUGACGUCUAUGCAAAAGAACUAGCUGAAAACCUCAAAACUCCUGAGGGGGUAACCUUGCGUAAUAAAAUGACUUUGCCAAAGAGUGGACAAAGGCUUGAGACCUCAACCAGUUGCUUUUACCAGCCACAAAGGAGGUCAAUGAUAUUUGACAACAGAAGUAAUAGGCAAAUUGAGUGAGAAAAGACUGACUUGUUACUGGCCAUCAUGUGAUAACUAGCAAACUUCCAGCUUAUCAAAUGUGCCCCAGUCUCAGUAUACCCUAUAGAUGUUUGGAAAUCAAGGUGCCGUUAAUCUUGAUAAUCAGAAUUGUAAGUAUUAAGCUUUGUGUAAAAUGAUGCUGCUGCUAAGGAUUUAUAUCAGAGAUUUUUUUUCUAUCUUUGCAAGAAAAACUGAAACAUGCUUAAGGAUAAACCUGGGAAACUUAGCAUGCUCCUACUGUAUAUGUAAAUACAAAUUGUACAAGCACAUCUCAGUUUAAAUCGACUCAAUUCCCUUCCUGUGGAGCUGAAGGUCUUUGUGUCUGUUGUUACUUUAUCAUGAUUGGAUCAUAUUAUGUUUACAGUUGGAGCAUUUAUAAAUUAUCUACAUGAUGAAAUUAGGUGUUCAACAUGCCAGCCAAUGAGAAAAUAAAACUGUUAAAAUACUUGACAAAACAUCAACAAAAAAACAAACAUUUAUUUAUUCAAUAAUCUUGUUUUGCCAUACAAAACUGUACUCUAAAGAGUAAAAAUCACUUUGUACAAAUUUUUGGGGUAAAAGUCCAAUGAUUUGAAGAUAAAUGUUAAAAGGUCAAUGUUCUUGAAUAAUUCAAACAUUGCCUCUAGCUGUGUUCUCUUCUCUAGUGGAUAUAGUAGAUGCAGUUUUUUAAUAUUUUCAAAUCUCCUGAUUACUUGGUUAACUGAUAUGUAUGAAACAAAUAUGGUGAGUUUUCAAAAAAUAAGAUUAUAAAGAAACUGUCCGAAUUUUAUAUAAACCAUAGAGCAAAGAAGUUUUGGUUCAAGUAUGAGAGGAAGUUUAAGGACGAGAGAUCAUGAUGGUGAUGUUGUCAGUUAUUGUAACCAAAGAACACUAACCUUGUAAUAUGUUCUUUUUGUAUUCAGUCACAUUGGAUAUUGUAUGUAUUCCAUUCUAAACAAAAUAAUAAAAGUACUUCACAUGUAA